Penicillium waksmanii is the source of this 270-nucleotide messenger RNA. RefSeq lists its product as uncharacterized. Bases 1 to 270 code for a protein of 89 amino acids. The record is from RefSeq and is a predicted model, not a curated record. The transcript has a single exon. Lineage: Eukaryota; Fungi; Ascomycota; Eurotiomycetes; Eurotiales; Aspergillaceae.
AUGGAGACUGCCACUUCCCUCAUGAAGCGUGACGGCUCAAAUCAAUAUUCCCUCUACGUCUUCGCUAUCAUUGUUGGGUGCAUAGCAUUCGUACUUAUUGGUUCCGGCAUCUAUCAAAUGUACCACGGGGACGACGAAGAGAACGCUUACGACAUACCCUACGAGCAAAGAAAAUACAUGCGCGAAGUCCGACAACGAAACCUCAACGGCAUGGCCCUUGUAUGCAAUAGGCCAGACAUGGUUAUUCCAAUUGCGGAAUUGAAUUACUGA